This is a messenger RNA of Pogoniulus pusillus (Red-fronted tinkerbird), 4027 nucleotides long. RefSeq names its product centrosomal protein 104 (gene CEP104). NCBI's taxonomy places the organism in Eukaryota, Metazoa, Chordata, Aves, Piciformes, Lybiidae. Bases 197 to 3265 code for a protein of 1022 amino acids. Gene Ontology annotation, cellular component: cilium. The record is from RefSeq and is a predicted model, not a curated record. The transcript has 21 exons.
UGGGCAGGGUUAAUGGUGUUUAUUGGCAAACCAAACCCUCACUUCACUGAGCAGCACCGAGGCGCUCAGCUGGAGAUUCCAGUGCGUUCUGUGGUGCCAGUGUGCGUUAAAGGAAAGUGAGCCAGGCUGGACGGGGCCUGGAGCAGCCUGGUCUGGCAGGAGCUGUCCGUGCCCGUGGGAGAAGGCUUGGAACUAGAUGAUCUUUGAGGUCACAGACUGGCAGGUCCCCUCCAACCCAAACAUUCGACCAUUCUGUGAUCUGACCUUGUCAUCUGGCGACGAGAUGGACCGCAACGUUUCCUCCUUGGUAGUAUCUCAAUCUUCUUUUAUUGUCCUUCUAGGCAUUAUCUUAAGCUUGGAACAUUGCAUUGCCCACGCCGGAUGCAGGAUGCCACACAAGAUAGGCUUCAUAGUUGUUAGCUCCUCGGGACAUGAGGAUGGUUUCAGUGCCAAAGAGCUGAUGGUUCAUGCACCGACGGUGAAUGGAUGGCGGUCACCCAGGCUGUGUCAGUACCCCCAGGAGAUCGUUCUGCAGCUGGUGGAGCGGUGCCGGAUCCGCAAGCUGCAGCUGCUGGCUCACCAGUACAUGAUCUCCAGCAAGGUCGAGUUCUACAUCAGUGAGAGCCUGCCUGAGUACUUUGCUCCCUAUCAGGCAGAGAGGUUUCACAGACUGGGCUAUGUCCCUCUCUCAGACAAUGAGAAGACUGACUUUGAAGCACGAGAGCUGAAGUCUGUGUAUGUGGAUGCAGUUGGCCAGUACCUGAAGCUGAUUUUCCAUAAAAAUUAUGUCAAUAAGUACAACUUAUAUGAUCAGGUUGCUCUUGUAGCUGUGAACAUUAUUGGUGACCCAGCAGACUGCAGCCAUGGCAGCAAUCACACUCCUUCCAGAGAGAGGCUGAUAGACCACUACUUGGGAGUUCGAUCAGACGAUCCUGCCCUGGAUGGAUCCUACCUCGGAAAGUCUGACUCCAUCUCCCCCUUGGACGAUCUGGCCUUUGACAUGUACCAGGACCCCGAGGUGGCACAGAUCAUCCGCAGGCUGGACGAGCGGAAGCGCGAAGCUGUGCACCGUGAGCGCUACGACCAGGCCAAGCAGCUCAAACAGGCAAUUGCUGACCUGCAGAAGGUGGGGGAGCGGCUGGGGCGCUAUGAGGUGGAGAAGCGCUGCGCGGUGGAGAAGGAGGACUACGACCUGGCCAAAAGCAAGAAGCAGCAGAUGGAGGCCUUCCGCCUGCAGGUGUACCAGCAGCUGCAGCUGCAUGACCUGCUGGAUGCAGAGCUGCUGGUUCGAAAGCCACCUGAGCUGCCCCUGGAGCCUCUGGUGCACUCUGACAGUCCUCAGCACUCAAAAGCUGCAGCUUCACCCCCUGCUGAGCACAGAGAACCAUGCAGAGAAGAACCCUGGGCAGCAGAGCCUGUGCUGGAGGAGAAGCCAGCAGCUCCCACUGCUGCUCAGCCCCUUGUUGCCCAUCAGUCCCCUCCUCCUCAUCCCGAGACUCGUGCCACAACCCCCCAGGAAGGGCUACCCAGAGAAAAGGUGGAGCUUCUGCCCUACGACGAGAGACCACUGCCAGCCGCCUGCAAGCAGCCCCAGGCAGUCACCUACCUGGAGCCAGAGAGGGCUGAAGAGGCUGCCAGUGCCAGCCCAGUAAGUGGCAUUGCAGGGGAACCAGAGCCACUCAGUGAGAAGGCCCUGAGGGAGGCCAGCCCUGCUGUCGAAGUGUUCGGAGAAGCUUUGGUUUCAGGAGCAUAUUCCAAGACCUGGUCCUACCGAGAGGAUGCUCUGCUGGCUGUGUACAAGAGGCUGAUGGAAAUGUCAGUAAACACUCCCAAGGAUGAUCUGAAGAACAUGCUGAGAGCUGCCAUCUUCCUUGUCAGGAGAGCCAUCAAAGACAUCGUGUCUUCAGUUUUUCAGGCUUCCCUGAAACUUCUGAAGAUGAUCAUUACCCAGUAUAUCCCAAAACACAAACUGGGCAAAGUGGAAACUUCUCACUGUGUAGAAAGAACACUUCCCAAUUUGCUGGCCAGAACAGGAGACUCCUCAGCCCGGCUUCGCCAGCUGGCUUCUGACUUCAUUCAGGAACUGGCACUGUGUGCUGAGGUGAAGCCUCUGCAGGUGGUUCCAGCUCACUUGGUUCAGCCACUGAAGCCCAACUGCCCCCCACACCUGGCAAUGAGUCAGGUGGAGUUAGUGGAAAGACUCUUGAAAGAGAUGGGGACUGCAAACUCUGGGUUUGCCAUCAGCAGUGUCAUGGAGUUUGCCACAGGAGCUUUGGAGCACAGGGUGCACGAGGUGCGGGACGCGGCGCUGAGGAUCAUCUUUGCUCUGUACAGGAAGCACAGGGCUGCUGUGCUGCAGUUCCUGCCCCCAGCCCAUGCCAGCACCCGCAGGAGCCUGCUCUACAAAACCCUCUUUGAUGGAUUUACCAAGAUUGAUGGCAAAGGCUCUGAAGCUGAGGCAGGGAGAAAGGCAACAACAGGAGAGGCAGAGAAACAGAAGAAGGAGGAAAUUAAAGUUCUGCAAGAUCAGCUGGCAGCUCCCAAGGAGAUCCAAGCGGAAGUUCAAGCUGGAAAGGAGCCAGAAUUUGAUUUGCAGAAGCCAAGGAAUCAAGGAUACCAGAGCAGCAGAAGCCCACAGCCUGCAGCAGCACCAGGGCUGCCAGAUGACCACUCCUCUGUUGCCAGUUACUUGGACAACUUAUGCAUUUUCUGUGGUGAAAGGGAUGAAUCCUUCACAGAGGAUGGGCUGGAUCUGCACUACUGGAAGCACUGCCCCAUGUUAACAAGAUGUGAGCACUGCAAGCAGACGGUGGAGAUCGCAGGGCUGACAGAGCACCUGCUGGCUGACUGCCACAGGAGGGACAGCUUUGGCAGGUGUCCCCGCUGCAGCGAGGCCAUCCCAGCAGAGGCCUUGUCCAGGCAUCUGAGGAGCAAGACCUGCAACCCUGCCAAACCAGAGGCUGUGGCAAACCACUGCCCACUGUGCCACGACAACUUUGCUCCAGGAGAGGAGGCCUGGAAAUCUCACCUGAUGGGCAGGGAUGGCUGCAGGAUGAACAAGCGGAGGGUGGCCCCGAUGAACAAAACUCUUCUACUGCAGCCUGGCAGAGCAGCUGGGAGGAAGCCUGGUGCUGCAGGAGCAAAACUUCAGCCUCCAGCUCUAGCAAGCAAGAUCCCAACCCCAAGAGGGGGCCCAAAUAAAAGCAGUGGCAAAACCUAUUCAAAGCAGUGUCAGGAGAAGUAUUUUUGUCUUAAAAACUUGUGAAGCUUUUCUGCUUGGCUGUGUGGGGUAGCACUGCCCAGGUUGCUGCCUCCUCUGCCUUAGCUCUAUGCAGCACUGCCCAGGCUGCUGCCUGUUCUGUCAGCUCUGUGCAGCACUGCCCAGGCUGCUGCCUCCUCUGCCUUAGCUCUGUGCAGCACUGCCCAGGCUGCUGCCUCCUCUGCCUUAGCUCUGUGCAGCACUGCCCAGGCUGCUGCCUCCUCUGCCUUAGCUCUGUGCAGCACUGCCCAGGUUGCUGCCUUCUGCCUUAGCUCUGUGCAGCAGUGCCCAGGCUGAUGCCUCCUCUGCCUUAGCUCUGUGCAGCACUGCCCAGGCUGCUGCCUGUUCUGUCAGCUCUGUGCAGCACUGCCCAGGUUGCUGCCUUCUGCCUUAGCUCUGUGCAGCGCUGCCCAGGCUGCUGCCUGUUCUAUCAGCUCUGUGCAGCACUGCCCAGGUUGCUGCCUUCUGUCAGCUCUGUGCAGCACUGACCAGGUUGCUGCCUUAGCUCAGUGCAGCAGUGCCCAGGCAGCUGCCCUCUGCCUUAGCUCUGUGCAGCACUGGCUUCUCUCUCCUCCAUGGUAUUAGCAAUAACCACAUGUCCUGGGACAGGACCCAGAGCACUCCUUAAACACCAACAACUGGCACCAAAUGAAGAAGCUGAAGGGCUGGCCCUUGCCAGAGGAGCAGUAACCCAAAUUAACACUAAGUGCCUUAGCAGCCCUCUUGACAGGAGGGUUGAGCUGAACCCCGAGAAGUCCCCUUUACAAC